GUCAGUGUUUAAUACACCAAUCAACACUGAUGCUGGUUUGCCACGGGAUCCUGAUGAUUAUAUGCCACGAGCACAACUCCGUAAGGAUUUUGCAGCUGGAAAGCGUAUACUUGGCAAUCCGGAAGAAGUGAAGACCUUUGCAAAAAAAUAUAUAGUCAAGGAGGAAUAUAUCACCCAGUAUGUUCAACACUUGCAGGAGCUAGAGUGGGCAAAAGAAAUCCGAACCAGAACGAGGCAAGCUGAUGCAGCCGAGAAGAAGAACAAGUCGUUUGAAGAUUAUGCGUGGCAGGAACUAUUAGAAGAUGAGAAACUAGGGAAACUGACAGUUGCUGAAUUGAACAAAUACCUGGCACAUCAUAAUUUGCCACUUACAGGGAAGAAGGCUGAUAAAGACCGAACUAUUGUUAUGCAUCUUGCUGCUAAUGUGCCAAUGGUAUUCGUUGAUGAUGAAGAAGAAGAACAGGAGAUGGAAGCACGCGAAGAAAUUAUUGCUGAGAUUGACAGUGAUGACUCAGAUGUGGCUAUUGAAGAUUUUGAAUUAGAUGAGAUUGAGACAGGAGAAGAUUCAGAUUCUGAUGACGACGAAACUGUUUUGUUUCAAAGUUUAGUUGAUGCGCAG
Messenger RNA from Paramuricea clavata, 619 nucleotides. NCBI's taxonomy places the organism in Eukaryota, Metazoa, Cnidaria, Anthozoa, Malacalcyonacea, Plexauridae. The record is from the annotation of a GenBank genome assembly.